AUAAUAGGAGGGGGCCAUGCAUGUUGUCUUCUGGCCGUCUUGCAUAUCAUCUGCAUCCAGUCUGCGGUGUUGGUCGCUCAUAGGAUGAAAGUGAUCGAGCUCGGUUCCCCGGUGGAGAAGACCAUAAGCACUCUCUGGUAGUUACCAGGUACUUGACCAGGAAAGGGGGUUGUUAAGAGGUUAAGCUACUAGUAGUUUGUUGAUCGCACCUGCAGAAGUAACGUGGGGUGACGUUGUGAACUUGUGAUAUGUCGUGAGGAAAGCACGAGACUUUCAGGUCUUCUUGCUGCAUGCUUUCUUCUGUCUCUCUUCCCAAUUCUCACUCACUCACUCACUGUUCCUGUCACUUUUCUUUUAUUUUAAGUUUGACCGGUUCAAUCAGUUCUUAUUAUUUAGUCUCUCGCAGAGGACCGGGUACCAUGUCUUCUUCAUUCAUUACUGUUGAAAAACGUCACUUUGAAUCUCUGCUACGGAGAGUAGAAGCUCAUUCGUCUCAGGAAAACAAAAGCCCUGCAAACUCAGAUUUAGUAACCAUUUCAAACACAGAAUACCAAGAUCUGAUAUUGAUAUACGGUUCGCCACCGCUGUCCGAUUCUCGAGAUAGCAGUAAGACGUGCACUAGCGACUCCUUAGAACGCAAAAAGCCUCCAUCACCUAGAAGACCAAAUCUAUCCAACGACCACAGGCGUUGGGAAAGCUACGACGACGAUGAUGAUGAUGAUGAAGAGGGUGUCCUGAUAGCCUCCCAAGAUAGUGAUAGGGAUGAUUACGAUGACUCCUCUAGAAACUCAGGGUCAUCCAUAGCUUCAACCCCUCAACGAACCAUUCUGCUCCGUGGCCUCCCUGAUCGUGUUACUCAUAGAGAGCUUGUUGAAGCCUUAAAGGGUGGCGCUCUUCUCCAUAUUCACCUUCGAGCGCGGGAGCGCAUGGCCAGCAUUUCGUUCGUCCAGGAGGCAAACGCACAGGAGUUUAUGCAGCAUGCAAAAAGUCACGGGGUCUACAUUGCUGGAAAGCGUGUGGAGAUAUCUUGGAAUGACCGCCAGUUUUACCUCCCCCCUUUCGUCAGGGCUAAGAUCAACAACGGAGCUUCACGUAAUCUUGUCCUAUACAACGUACACCCCAACGUCACGGAAUGGCUUAUUCGGAAGGACCUCGACCACAUCCAUAACCUCAUCGUCAUCACAGUCAAAUUCAAGAAUGGAAACGCUUACAUUUCCACAAAUUCCGUGCAUAACGCGCUGUUUGCACGCUCGUGUAUGAUGUCUCGGCUCACUUAUAAAGGAAUGAGGAUUGCAUUUUACCCGGAUGAGUGCGCUGAGCCUCUAGUCAAGCUUACCAAUGGCUUGAAGAAAGAGUCACAGGUGCCUUCAAAAAAGUCUGUUUCGGUUCUCAAUCGGUUCCAGCUCCUGUCUCUUGACGGGGCCGAGGAAGAUGAAACCGAUCAUGAUCACGGCCAAGCUGGAUUGGACAGUUACCAUAAGAAUACUGCACUGAAGGUGCAGCAUUAAUAAAACAACAUGGGGAAGGGAUACUUGAUGGAGAUUUAACUACGUCAGACUUUAGUGGUAGCAAGAUGCUAGAAAUUCAGCUCCAAGAUUUGGAAUGAGAUGCCCCAUCACAACACAUACUGUCGUCAUACACUAUGCAAGCCUGAGCUCCCUAGGAUGAGUCUUCCAAAGGUAUUCGGUGUGCGGGUGAGUGAGCAAGCUACACUAGUUAAGUAUAGUGAACAGCAUUACAUGGGAGGGGAACGAACAAAAAUACGGAAAAGACAAGUAUUUUUCCACGUAGAUAGAUAGUCAUGUUGUAUGUACAAUACAAUGAGACUAAGAUAGCCGUCCAUUUUUAGAGUCCAAAAGGCCACAAUCAAAGGCCCUUUUCAUGUAUUUCGUCUCCUUUGGCUGAGUUGCUCCUUCUUCGUAUUCUUUUCCCUCCGCUGAACAACCUAAUGAAGGCUACUGAAAGCAAGAGAAGCAGGAAGAGAGCACGCCAUGGAAAGGAAAAGAAAGAAAGAUAUCACAUGCUAGCAUCCUUUCGUUGCUCGUAAGCCCAAAACCCAUCCAACGCCGUACAAAAACAUAGCACUAAAAAUAGCUGUAAUAAGCUGUUGAAGAUCCAAAUUCAGGGGUAUGCAUGCAUGUAUGUAUAUGGAUUUGUUGUUUCUAUGAUACUAUUGGGUAUA
Messenger RNA from Aspergillus pseudonomiae, 2182 nucleotides. Its product is annotated as RNA-binding protein. Bases 291 to 1508 code for a protein of 405 amino acids. The transcript has 7 exons. Gene Ontology annotation, molecular function: RNA binding. The record is from RefSeq and is a predicted model, not a curated record. Lineage: Eukaryota; Fungi; Ascomycota; Eurotiomycetes; Eurotiales; Aspergillaceae. Gene Ontology annotation, cellular component: nucleus. Gene Ontology annotation, biological process: mRNA splicing, via spliceosome.